AUGGGGCUCUUCGGUCAUCCAACUCCAUUCCAAACCGUACUUGAACCCGUUGACCCUCCUAUUGGCCUUAAUAUCGAUUUCUGCGGUCCAAAUGUCGAAACUCUUCACAUGAAGCAUAACGUUGCCUCCCUGACCGGCGACAAAUUUGUGGUCAACAAUGAGGCCGGAGAGGUGGUAUUAAGUUGUCGUGGGCAGGCAUUUACUCUGAUCGACAAGAAGGUAUUCAAGGACUCAAAAGGGAACCCGUUAUUCACAAUUCGCAAUAAAAUCGCCAUACCAAAGAAACAAGUCAUAGAGGCCAUGGACGGGACCGAACUUUGUAGGGUCAACAAGAAGUUCCUUGUAACAUCCUUUCGAAUGGUCGCCUCCUUUACAAACAUGGCCUUAACUCCUAAAGCAUCCUCCGUUGAUCCGGAGGAGAUAGAGCUCGAAUGCAAGGGUGACUGGCUCGGGAGGUCCGCUACCAUCACGAUUGUGGGAACGGACGAGGUUCUGGGAGAGAUAAACCGUUGUUUCUUAGACGUGAAGGACGUAGCUGUCGGAAAGCAGACGUAUGCGGCUAGGAUCGCACCGGGCGUAGAUAUUAUCUUCAUGGCCGCCCUUUGUGUAUGCUUCGAUGAGGCGUACAACGAGGGAUUCAAUUAA
This is a messenger RNA of Stereum hirsutum FP-91666 SS1, 645 nucleotides long. RefSeq lists its product as uncharacterized. The coding region runs from base 1 to 645 and encodes 214 amino acids. The transcript is spliced from 5 exons. The record is from RefSeq and is a predicted model, not a curated record. Lineage: Eukaryota; Fungi; Basidiomycota; Agaricomycetes; Russulales; Stereaceae.